UCCCGCCUUAUGAAUGCGGAAGUAGUACGAAUGCAGGUAGAUAACAUCGUAUGUUGCAACGCCGCUUUUCAGUUAACUAUAUUCGUUAAUGUCUUGCAGUUUCUUGCCUUAAAUUGGACUUUGGAUUCCUGUUCUGUAAGGAGACACCGAGCACGGAGUUCCGAUGGCAGGCAAAGCAGUGGUGGUAAUGAGACUGCUGGCUUCAGCCUACUCUGUGGCUGAGAAAGCUGGAGCAAUUGUAAGGAGAGUGCUGCACAGUGGAGAACUGGGAAUCGUUGAGAAGACAGGAGUUGAUGACCUACAGACACUGGCCGACCGACUCGCUCAGAAGAGUAUAUGCGCCUCUCUCUCGAAGAGCUUCCCUAAAAUCACCAUCAUUGGCGAAGAGGAUCUGCCAGCUGAGGCAGUGGAAGAGGACCUGAUUGAGACCGGCCAGCAUGAAGGAAUAUUACAAAAGCCUUGUCCUGAUGAAUACAGCAAGUUAAAGGAGGAGGAGCUGGUUGUGUGGGUUGAUCCUCUAGAUGGCACUAAAGAAUAUACGGAAGCUGCAUACAUAUUGAACAGUCCAGUUGUCUGUGUGAACUGGCUCCAGGCCCACAGAUCUCCAACAAGGCUCCUGGAUCAUGUGACUGUGUUGAUAGGCAUCGCUUAUAAAGGAAAAGCAAUCGCUGGUGUGAUCAAUCAGCCCUUCUACAACUACCAGGCCGGUGCGGGUGCCACUUUGGGCCGAACAAUCUGGGGAAUGUUGGGUUUGGGAGCCUUCGGGUUCGAGCUACAGGGAGCCCCAGAAGGGAGACGCAUCAUCACCACCACUCGCUCUCACAGCAAUAAACUUGUUACUGAUGCUGUCCAGGCCAUGGAUCCUCAUGAUGUCAUCAGAGUGGGAGGAGCUGGAAAUAAGAUCAUUCAGCUGGUGGAGGGAAAAGCAUCUGCGUAUGUGUUUGCCAGUCCAGGCUGUAAGAAGUGGGACACGUGUGCAACUGAAGCCAUUCUGCAUGCUGUUGGAGGAAAGCUGACGGACAUGCACGGGAACGCUUACCGAUACGACGCCGAUGUGAAGCACAUGAACUCAGCUGGUGUGUUAGCCACACUGAGGGAUCAUCAGUUUUACACCAGCAGAGUUCCCCAGUCCGUCCUCAAGGCCCUGCAGUCCGACUGAAAAAAGCCACAGCUUUAUGGACAUCUUCCUGCCUUUCGGGAUUCCCGAAUCAUUAAAUCAGUGACAAAUUAGA
Molecule: messenger RNA, 1232 nt
Organism: Hemibagrus wyckioides
Lineage: Eukaryota; Metazoa; Chordata; Actinopteri; Siluriformes; Bagridae
Gene: bpnt1
Product: bisphosphate nucleotidase 1
Exons: 10
Coding region: 164-1159 (331 amino acids)
Molecular function (GO): 3'(2'),5'-bisphosphate nucleotidase activity
Source: RefSeq, a predicted model, not a curated record